UGUGGUCCAGGAUGGCCUGGCGGCGGGUCCCAGUCUGCGGGCUGGUGCUGCGGGUGGCGGGCGAUGGUUGGUUGGACUGAGACGGGCCCGGCAGGGUUGCGGAGCUGGAGGGGGUGGCAGUGAGCGGCGGCAGAGGCUGUGGGGUUCCAUUUGGCUGACUGGGGAGGCGGCAGGCGGCAGGAGCCAUGCGGGGCCCGUGGAGCCUGCUGCUGGGGCCUGCCCGCCUCUGCCUGCGCCUGCUUCUGCUCCUGGGCUCCAGGCGCCGCCGCCCGCCUCUGCUCCGGGGCCUGGUACAGCGCUGGCGCUACGGCAAGGUCUGCCUGCGCUCCCUGCUCUACAACUCCUUUGGGGGCAGUGACACCGCUGUCGAUGCUGCCUUUGAGCCUAUCUACUGGCUGGUGGACAACGUGAUCCGCUGGUGUGGGGUGGUGUUCGUGGUGCUGGUGAUUGUGCUGACCAGCUCCAUCGUGGCCAUCGCCUACCUGUGUGUCCUGCCUCUCAUUCUCCGAACGUACUCAGUGCCACGGCUCUGCUGGCACUUCUUCUACAGCCACUGGAAUCUGAUCCUUAUCGUCUUCCAUUACUACCAGGCCAUCACCACUCCACCUGGAUACCCACCCCAGGGCAGGAAUGAUAUCGCAACAGUCUCCAUCUGUAAGAAGUGCAUUUACCCCAAGCCAGCCCGAACACACCACUGCAGCAUCUGCAAUAGGUGUGUGCUGAAGAUGGAUCAUCACUGCCCCUGGCUAAACAACUGUGUGGGCCACUAUAACCAUCGGUACUUCUUCUCUUUCUGUUUUUUCAUGACUUUGGGCUGUGUCUACUGCAGCUAUGGAAGUUGGGACCUUUUCCGGGAAGCUUAUGCUGCCAUCGAGAAAAUGAAACAGCUCGACAAGAACAAACUACAGGCGGUUGCCAACCAGACUUAUCACCAGACCCCACCACCCACCUUCUCCUUCCGAGAAAGGGUGACUCACAAGAGUCUUGUCUACCUCUGGUUCCUGUGCAGUUCCGUAGCACUUGCCUUGGGUGCCCUAACUGUAUGGCAUGCUGUUCUCAUCAGUCGAGGUGAGACUAGUAUCGAAAGGCACAUCAACAAGAAGGAGAGACGUCGGCUGCAGGCCAAGGGCAGAGUUUUUAGGAAUCAUUACAACUACGGCUGCUUGGACAACUGGAAGGUAUUCCUGGGUGUGGACACAGGAAGGCACUGGCUUACUCGGGUGCUGUUACCUUCCAGUCAUCUGCCCCAUGGGAAUGGAAUGAGCUGGGACCCCCCUCCCUGGGUGACUGCUCACUCAGCCUCUGUGAUGGCAGUGUGAGCUGGAUUGUGUCAGCCACAGCUUGAGCACCACUCUGCUUCCUGCAUUGUCUCAAGGGCCUCCAAGGAUAGCUUCUUGGAAUCCUUGGGCAAAAAGAGUCAGUGGGCCUGCCUUCGAGUACCAUGCAGGGACAACUCAAGGACCAAUCUCCUGGCUACUGCAGAAACAAGGCAUGAUGUGGAAAAAUCCUAGGACUGACGGACCUUUACUCAGCUCAGGCAAACUGAAGUUCCAGCCCCACACUGGAGAUUAGGCAGCUAGCAACCUUGCCAGGUGCUGACCCCAACCUCCUCCAGGUUCCAGCACUGGGGUUGGCCACCACCUCUUCCACUUGCUAUCUGAGAAAACACCUGAACAGUACAAUGGAGAUUCUGGCUUCUCAACAGGGCAAGACACCAGUCCUACUGCUGAGGUCACUGCCACUUCUCACAUGCUGCUGAAGGUGAAAAAUAAAGGUAUUUGAUUUUUAAAGAUA
Molecule: messenger RNA, 1794 nt
Organism: Odobenus rosmarus divergens (Pacific walrus)
Lineage: Eukaryota; Metazoa; Chordata; Mammalia; Carnivora; Odobenidae
Gene: ZDHHC16
Product: zinc finger, DHHC-type containing 16
Exons: 11
Coding region: 186-1319 (377 amino acids)
Biological process (GO): protein palmitoylation
Cellular component (GO): Golgi apparatus
Molecular function (GO): palmitoyltransferase activity
Source: RefSeq, a predicted model, not a curated record